Molecule: messenger RNA, 1087 nt
Organism: Oryza sativa Japonica Group (Japanese rice)
Lineage: Eukaryota; Viridiplantae; Streptophyta; Magnoliopsida; Poales; Poaceae
Product: CRIB domain-containing protein RIC10
Source: RefSeq, a predicted model, not a curated record
AUACAUCUUUGUCAGGGAUAUUUCAUUCUGCACAUAAUCACAAUAUCUGGUUAACACAUCUUUGUCAGGGAUGAAAAAGCCUUCGAAACUUCUGCAUAUUGCUUGCCUUUGCUUGUAAGAUUUCUUUUUUGUGUUCUUAUUGUUUCUGAAGAGCGUGUUUGUAAGGAACAUCCCAAUGGCGUACAAGAUGAAAGGGAUCUUCAAGGGACUCAAGGUCAUCUCUCAGAUCUUUGUAGUGAAGGAGCAUGAGAUGCAGAUUGGUAGUCCGACAGACGUGAAGCAUGUCGCGCACAUCGGUUGGGAUGGCCUGACAGGGAAUGCUUCUCCAAGCUGGAUGAAUGACAUCAGGGCAUCGUCUGAACUUCUGUCUUUGGGCAACUUUGCACCAUCUGCAGGGACCUCUUGGGCUUCUCAAGAUUUCGACCAGCCUCGAGACUCGUCGUCCUUCGCCACGCCGUCAGAGAACACCAGCCUGCAGCAGCAAGAAGCGGCGCCGCCUCCUGACAUACCACGCCCGCCGGCGGCGAGGAAGACGAGGCGGAAGCGGAGGUCCACGAGCGACUGCCCGGUGCCUUCUUCUUCUUCUUCGGCGAGACCCAGCUGCGAUUCCACCAUGGCGCCUGCUUCCGACGCCAAUGCGUCGCAAGAUCAAAACUGCAACUCUGCAACGUGAAGUGCAGCACUGAUCGAAUUUCCGGGUGUGCUACUGCUACUUGCGCAGAGAGUGCUGUACAUCGUUGUCUGUUCAGUGCUCUCUGCUUUGCGCCAACUGUACAUGUAAAUGGGUUUGGAGUUUGGAGUGCAGAUUAAUCGGCGAUCGUACGGAGAAAUUGGAAUGUGAUCGCCGUUUGUGUGUUUGAUUGUGACUAACCAGAGAAGUUAAUUUGAUGUUCAAGGAUAGGGAUUUCGAUGAGUAGGCCCCAAUUGCCUCUGCACUACUCUGUAGUCUGUCCUGCCUGGCCGGAUUACUGUCAGGUGACCACAUAUUUUUCUCUUCUAGAAAAAGAGAAGUUUUUUUUAGUGAAAAAAAAGUUCUCCCACCAAUUUUAAGAGUUAUUGAGAGGUAUUACCUCUGCUUUUAAAUUUA